AUGUGGGGAUCUGGACAGGACCCUGCCCUUCUUCCUCCUGCAGCAGGCCCGGCCUCCAGCACCCCCAGCCCCCUGCUGGCCUCCCUGCCCCUGCCCGCCAGGCCUCUGCAGCCCCCGCUGGACUUCAAGCACUUGCUCGCCUUCCACUUCAAUGGUGCCACCCCGCUCAGUCUCUUCCCCAACUUCAGCACGAUGGACCCGGUCCAGAAGGCCGUCAUCAGUCACACAUUUGGGGUUCCCUCCCCUCUGAAGAAGAAGCUCUUCAUUUCCUGUAACAUCUGUCACCUGAGGUUCAACUCAGCGAACCAGGCCGAAGCACACUACAAAGGCCACAAACACGCCAGAAAACUCAAGGCUGUCGAGGCCACCAAGAGCAAGCAGAGGCCGCAAACCCUGGCCCAGGAUGGGAUGCUGGUGUCCCCAUCCCCGACUCCAGCCAGUGGAGCCCCUGAAGAGCCACAGAGCAAAGUUCCUGCAGCCCCUCCUCCUGGUCCCAAAGUCCAGCCACCCCUGAGUCCGGAACCCACGGCCAGGGAGCCGGCCCACUCAGACGUCUUGGAUGCUGCCUCCUCUUCCUCCUCUUCCUCUUGCCCACCCUGCUCCCCAGAGCCUGGGAGAGAGGCUCCAGGGCCUGAACCGGUGGCGGCUGCUGUGGAAAGUGGUGUGAGUGGGGAAGGCAGGAGCGAGAAGGGGCGCCUCUACUGCCCCACGUGUAAGGUGACCGUGAACUCCGCCUCCCAGCUUCAGGCUCACAACACAGGAGCCAAGCACCGGUGGAUGGUGGAAGGUCAGCGGGGCGCUCCCCGCAGGGGCAGGGGCCACGCAGUGCCCCGGGGAGGAGCUGGACACAAGGCCAAGAGAGUGACGGGGGUCCGCGGGGGCCGGCAGGGGCCCAGGCCCCCUUUCCACUGUGCUCUCUGUCAGCUCCAGGUCAAUUCGGAGACCCAACUCAAGCAGCACCUGAGCAGCAGGAGGCACAAAGACCGCCUGGCCGGGAAGCCCCCCAAGCCCUCCAGCCAGCACAGCAGGCUGCAGAAGCACGCAGCGCUGGCUGUGAGUAUCCUCAAGUCUAAACUGGCCUUGCAGAAGCAACUCACCAAGACGCUGGCAGCCCGCUUCCUGCCCAGCCCGAUCCCCACCGCGGCGGCAACCAUCUGUGCCCUCCCAGGGCCCCUGGCCCUCCGGCCUGCGCCUACGGCAGCCACCACCCUCUUCCCGCCUCCGAUCCUGGGCCCAGCUCUGUUUCGCACCCCAGCAGGAGCCGUUCGCCCUGCCACGGGACCCAUCGUCUUUGCCCCCUAUUAGCCCUCCUGGGGAGCCCGGGGCUGAUUUCCCAGCAGUUGCCCUCCCCCUCCUCCUCUCCCCAAGAUGCCUC
Aethalodelphis obliquidens (Pacific white-sided dolphin) is the source of this 1375-nucleotide messenger RNA. It is a transcript of the gene ZNF385C, whose product is annotated as zinc finger protein 385C. The record is from RefSeq and is a predicted model, not a curated record. NCBI's taxonomy places the organism in Eukaryota, Metazoa, Chordata, Mammalia, Artiodactyla, Delphinidae. The coding region runs from base 1 to 1305 and encodes 434 amino acids. Gene Ontology annotation, cellular component: nucleus. The transcript has 8 exons. Gene Ontology annotation, molecular function: nucleic acid binding; zinc ion binding.